Echinostoma caproni is the source of this 363-nucleotide messenger RNA. The record is from the annotation of a GenBank genome assembly. Lineage: Eukaryota; Metazoa; Platyhelminthes; Trematoda; Plagiorchiida; Echinostomatidae.
AUGAAAAUUAGGCGGUCACGAAAAUUAGAGAAUCAGUUGGGAGUGUCACGGAUUCGGCGAAUCGCACAGUCUGCUUUGUUGACUGGAGUCAUUCGUGAGUCUUUGGAACGAUUACGGACGCAAUUUUUCCCCGAACAGUCCGAAGCGGCUCGGGGAGCGAGAGUUGAGGAAGACGAACCACCGGACAUUGGAAAACACGUUACCGUUACAAUCAGUCACGUGCCGGUUCGGAUCGAUGUGGGUAAUUUGGGCUCGGUCACGCAGGACGAUACGCUUAUUAAAGUUCAAGGUCAGUGUUGGCCUGCAUUCGAUAGCAAGCUGAUUAUAGUUCCAAAAUCCGAUUCCGCCACUGGGCAAAAUUGA